AUGGCAUGGGGUAAAACCGUCGGGGUUGCCUCCUGGGUGGACAGGCUAAAAGCGGAUGACCAGACGCUCACUUCCGUCACCGUCUUUCGCGGCCGCUUAUUCGGCCCAGCGGAGGCGGCGGAGGUUUGCGACGCCCUGCGCUCCAACACCGCGCUGCGGGAGUUCUACGCGUCGGGACACGCCAUGGACGUCGACACAGCCGGUAAGUUCUCGGACAUGCUCGCGGUGAACGAGACCAUCGAAUCCAUAUGCAUCGGCGACGCAUCAUUCGGCGAUGAUGGCGUCGCGGCGCUGGCGAGGGGCAUCGCGAGUAGCGCAUCCCUGCGGGCGGUGGACCUGGAGAACAAGGGCAUGGGUGACGAGGGCGCGAGGGCGCUCGGAGCGGCUUUGGCAAAGUCGAAGGUGAUCGAACUGAAUGUGUCGCGUAAUGUCGCGCUGACGGACGCGGGUCUCGCGGCGGUGUGCCUCGGGGCGGCCGCGGGACGGACCGUGACCAGCCUCCGUGUCGCUGGCUUGUCGGUGGGGCCCAAGUCUGCGGCGGCGGUGUCAAAGUUGCUCGCGUCAUCCGGGGGAUCGUUGAGGCGUAUGGACGCGACGGACGCGCAGAUGGACCCGGAUGGGAUCGUCGCGUUAGGCGUGGCGCUUCGCGACGACGGCGGGGAGGGCUCCGGCAGCCUCGAUGAGCUGGUGUUGGACGGCACUCAGCUCGGUGACGAUGGCGCCACCGCGCUGGCGGGGGGCGCCAGGGGACGCGAGGGGGACGAAGGGGGCGGGAUGGGGGUCCUGUCCAUAUCCAUGCAGGUGUGUGGGAUUGGCGAGGCUGGCGUAUCGGCCAUCGCCUCGACCCCUCGCGCGUCCAGGGAAGUCCUCGUCAAGACUCUGAAUCUCAGAGGAAACGAAGCAGGCGACGUGGGCGCCAAUGCCCUCGCCGCCGCAAUCGCCGGUGAGGGACCCGCUGGCGGCGAAUCCGCAUUCAGUGCCCUUGAGACGCUCGAUGUGGGUGCUAAUAGGCUAGGCGCCGCGGGAGCCGUCGAGCUCAUCCGUCAUUCCGGGCCGGUAGAGAACCUGUCGCUGUUUGGAAACGAGGCAGUGGGCGACAACGGAGCGGUGGCCAUGGUUGACGAGGUUCGAACGGGAGCGGGGGGGCGAAGGCUGCGCGUCCUUGACAUCGGAGGAUGUGGAAUAGGGGAAGAAGGUAUGACGACACUUUGCGAUGCCUUGAUUGACCACCCGACCGAGGUGUUCCCCGUGCUCGAGACGUUGGUGGUCGGGGGCAACCCGGGGGCAGUCGGCGAUGCCUGGGAGGCUGCUCUGGAGAAGUUAAGGCAGGCACGCCCGACGCUAGACGUGGCAUGGCGUGCAGCAGACGCUGGUGACAGCCAGGAACAACAUCAACAAAAGAACAAGCUGUUGGAGCAGUAUAAACAGCAGCAGGAGCUUCCGCCUCCAAGUACUCCUUAG
This is a messenger RNA of Micromonas commoda, 1461 nucleotides long. RefSeq lists its product with no specific name. Lineage: Eukaryota; Viridiplantae; Chlorophyta; Mamiellophyceae; Mamiellales; Mamiellaceae. The transcript has a single exon. Gene Ontology annotation, biological process: nucleocytoplasmic transport; activation of GTPase activity. The record is from RefSeq and is a predicted model, not a curated record. Gene Ontology annotation, cellular component: perinuclear region of cytoplasm; cytosol; nucleus. Gene Ontology annotation, molecular function: small GTPase binding; GTPase activator activity. The coding region runs from base 1 to 1461 and encodes 486 amino acids.